CUGGAGGACGGAGCAGGAUUCAUCACACCCGAUUGGAGAAUGGGCUAAGAACAGAUUGCAGGCUGGGCCACACAUCCAUCAGUUCUGUUUCGUUUGCUUGCAGCCGUCGAAUCUGUUUAUCUAGAGGUCAUCGAGCGCCGUCAACAGCUGGCUGUUGGUUAUCUUGCAGACGCGUUCAAAUCGUCAGCAUCCGUGACCGCGUCGGGAUUCACCCUCCUUCGUGUCAACCAAGUAGCUCCACCUCUAGCCGUCCGGCGGCCGCCACGGCCUGUAGAGCCCCAUUAGUUUCUCGAAUCAAACGCUGGGUCCUACCUUGGAGGCUCAGAAUGGCGCCCAAGAAGCAGAAGCAAAAGGAGGCUGAGAAACCCGAAGUCUCAAUUGACCCAAACUCAUCCUUCACCCCUGAGAGUUUCGAACGAGAGCUCAAGGCUCUCGCGGCCAAGGCCAAGGAUGAGACAUGGACCAAGACGGCGCGGGAGCAGGCUGAAGCCUUUCUUCCGGCUCUGGCUCUGAUAUCCCUCGCCGCCGCCUUCGCCAAUGCCUCCCAACUGGCCAUGUCGCCCGUUUACGGCUCUAUUCCUGCCGCGCGGUACCACGACCGCCUCGUCAUGGCGGCCUGCUUCACCGGAUGGUCCACAAACCUGAUUCUCGGUCGCUUCUUGCCAGUGAAGCCCAUUUACCUGCUGCCCGUAUUAGCCCUGUACGUGCCGGCCACGCAAUUUCUUCUCUUCAAGCUCAGCGGGCGCCUCACGGCUUAUUGGGGACCCUUGGCCACGGAGCUGCUCACGCUCUUCCCCGUCGUCGUCGGCUCGGUCGCGUGCUCUGCCACGUAUCUGGAGCGCGCCGAGUUCAGCUGGCUGCCGCGCUGGCUGGGCGACGCGGCCCCUGGUAUAGGAUCCUGGGGCGUCUAUCGGCUCGCGGAACGGCUGUCUCAGAACGCCAUUCAGUCGUACAUCGGCAAGAGCAUCCUUGUCACGCGCGUGGCUCUGCAAUUCGUGCUGGGUCUGCUCUAUGCGGCAUUCGCGCCUUCAAAGCUACUGCUAUACGCCAUCCCGGGUCUGCUGCACACAGCCUUGCUGAACCCACAUGUCGCAACGCCGCACGCGCUACAGCUCCUCAACAGCGCACUACAGGCGCAGCAUGGCUGGACCGUACUCGACCAGCGCGAGUCUCUAACGGGAUAUGUCUCUGUCAUAGAGAACGACGACAUGGGACUCCGUGUCAUGCGCUGCGACCACAGCCUACUGGGUGGUGAGUGGAUUAAGUACAGGCGCAGCAUUUCGGAGCCCAUAUACGGCAUCUUUGCCAUGCUUGAAGCUGUCAGGCUUGUCGGGGCCAAGCAGCAAGUCCCAGACAAAGAUGCCAAGGCUUUGGUCAUUGGCAUGGGCGUUGGCACGACUCCCUCGGCUCUCGUUUCACACGGUAUCGACACUACGAUUGUAGAGAUCGAUCAAGCCGUAUAUGAUUUUGCUAUCAAAUACUUCAACGUUCCUACCCGCCACACUCCGGUCAUCCAGGAUGCGGUGGCCUACGCGAGGAAACUGGCCAACACCUCGAGCGAACAGUUCAAUUACAUUGUCAACGACGUCUUUACUGGUGGCGCCGAGCCUAUAGAGCUGUUUACGCUGGAGUUUCUGCAGGAUCUGCACACCCUACUCGCUCCCCAAGGCGUCAUUGCAAUUAACUACGCCGGCGACUCGAGCCUGCCCCCGCCAAAGAUCGUCCUCAAUACGAUCAAGAGCGUGUUCCCGUCAUGCCGCAUCUACCGCGAGCACCCACGUAACGACACCGAGGUAGCGCAGACAGGGGUCGACUUCGCAAACAUGGUCUUUUUCUGCCAGAAGUCCGAGGGCAGGAUAACAUUCCGGAACCCGACCCAGCAGGAUACACUCGGCAGUAUAGCGCGGGAUUCAUACCUCCUUCCUAAGCACGAGGUGCUUGAGUCGGACUUCCUCGCAUCCGAGGAGUCGAUCCUGGCGCGCAACUCGACCGACCAGCUGGUGAAGUGGCACGAGAAGAGCGCGCUGGGCCAUUGGGAGAUUAUGCGGACCGUCAUCCCGGGGCCUGUAUGGGAGGCCUGGUGAUAAAAUGCUGUGUUAAGCGUAUGUACGUAGAGGAUUCGCGGGGUGUAUCUUUCGUUCGCCGCAACAAGGCAUUGGCAAUCAUGGGUUUCAGCCCUCAGAAGCGCCAAGUGCGCUCUUUCUUCUUGUAGCUUCUUGGCCUCUUGCUUCUUUUUGUACAUGUAAAGAAUGCAUGCUCGGGGUUGGUAAUUUGGAGCAUUUCAUUCCCUUCUCAUAUGCCCAUCGGUUUUAAAUACCUGCCUAUUACAUGCUUGGGAGCUGAACUACGUUGUGUCACCUCGCCUCAAUCAUCGGAUUCUUUUGCCUUUUCCUUCUUCAGAGGCUCAACUGCU
This is a messenger RNA of Gaeumannomyces tritici R3-111a-1, 2413 nucleotides long. RefSeq lists its product as hypothetical. Gene Ontology annotation, biological process: polyamine biosynthetic process. The record is from RefSeq and is a predicted model, not a curated record. NCBI's taxonomy places the organism in Eukaryota, Fungi, Ascomycota, Sordariomycetes, Magnaporthales, Magnaporthaceae. The transcript is spliced from 3 exons. The coding region runs from base 327 to 2084 and encodes 585 amino acids.